Pogonomyrmex barbatus (red harvester ant) is the source of this 1864-nucleotide messenger RNA. RefSeq names its product torsin family member. Gene Ontology annotation, molecular function: ATP hydrolysis activity; ATP binding. The record is from RefSeq and is a predicted model, not a curated record. Lineage: Eukaryota; Metazoa; Arthropoda; Insecta; Hymenoptera; Formicidae. Gene Ontology annotation, biological process: cellular response to misfolded protein.
UUUUUAUUCUUUUAAAUUAUCUUAUUUCGUUCUUCAUCAAUCAUUUUGCAAACAAUAAUCAUUUUAAUAAAUCAUUUUGUUUUUCUAAGAUUUCACAAUGACUCUUGAUUAAUACCUUAAUUUAGUCAUUAAUUAACAGAAAAAGAUUUUCUUGUUUCACGAAGCGCUUUCUCGUUCGACGAUAAAAAAAAAUGGAUAUUUCGCUUCAUGAGAAACAAUCCAAAAGAAAAUAGAUGAAAACGAACAUUUCAUUGCCGGGUGUAAAACCGGUAUCUUUGUCCUGUGUGGUACCUCAGUCAACUUACGAGAGAAGAAAUAAAGCCGAUAUUGAACCAGCACUAUCUCAGCUGGAAUCAGUUUCGAGUCUGCGUAAUUUGAAACUCGUGAUGUUUCGCAAAUUAUCUUCUAAUUGAUUUAUGUCACGAUCACCUUGGCUGUCUUAUUCAUUUUCUACGUAACAAAUCCAAUUAAACGUAAUGUCGGAGAGUUGCUCAUGAUACAACAAUGUAGUAUAGAAUGCUACUGAGUUAUUUUUUAUAUGAGCAAUGUUGAUUGUAAGAAACGUGUAUGAAAAGGGAAAAACAAUACUCAAUAGUCAAACAUGAAUCUCAUUGAUUGCAUUCUGGCAUCUCUGCUUGUCCUUACGUUCUUAGCAUCAGCAGAAUGUGAAUUUAUAACAUUUGGUAUAGGUGCCAGUAUAUUAAGCACUGCAAGUUAUUAUGCCUAUGAAAAAUACAAAUGCAUGUACAUGGAGUGCUGUACAAAUGAAUACAUUCUUGCUGACUUAGAUAGACUAGAGUAUAAGCUGACUUCUAAGUUAUUUGGACAGAAAAUUGCUCAUGAAACAAUUAUAAAUGCACUACGGGGCCAUUUACAUAAUUCACCCAAAGCACUAGUUAUGAGUUUUCAUGGCACACCAGGAACUGGCAAAAAUUACGUAAUAGAGAUGAUUGCCAAAUCUUUUUAUAAAAAUGGUGUUAAGAGCCAGUAUUUUUAUUUUUUCAAUGGCCGUAAUGAGUUUCCUUUGCAACGAAAAGUAGAUGAAUACAAGGAUAAAUUGUACAAAAUCAUCUCUGAUGGUUUACAAAAAUGUGAAAGAUCAAUGUUUGUAUUUGAUGAGGUAGAUAAAAUGCCAGAAGGCCUGCUAGACAUGUUGGUCCCUUUUCUCGAUUAUAACAGCUAUCACAAAUCUACUAAGCAUAGUGAAUCUGUGUCUCAGAACAAAGCUAUUUUUAUAUUUCUCUCAAAUACCGGUAGCACUCAGAUAGUGAAGCAUCUCACAAAUCUGUGGGAGAAGGGCAAGAAGCGAGAAAAUAUGCGAUUACAGGAUUUCGAGAAAUUGAUAUCUGAUGGAGCAUUUAAUGAGAAGGGUGGUUUUCAUCAUAGCGACACUAUACAGACUAGUGUGAUUGAUCAUUAUGUACCUUUUCUGCCUCUCGAAGAGGUACAUGUUAGAAAAUGUCUAUCGAGAGCUUUCAUGGAGCGGGGGGUCACUCCAACAGAAGAAAUGAUAGAGGAAGCGUUAUCGUACUUAACCUUUGGCCCUGAACCGCAUAAUCUGUAUUCGAUGGCCGGCUGUAAGAGAAUAGAUCAGAAAGUUGCAGCUAUUGUGCAUCGCAAACAAAAAGAGCUUAAAACUAUUGAUUGAAAACUAAUUUAAAAUAUUUGAAUUUGAAAUACAAAAAAAUUCAAAAAUACUAAAUAAAAAUAACAAAACUAAAUGAAACAAUGUCACGCAUUUAUGUAACAUCUCGAUAAGACCCUUUAUUUGAUAGAAUUUCUUUAUUGGCACACUCAGAAAAAUAAUGUCUAACAAAUUAAAAAAAUAAGUAAAAUUAAUUUUUCGUACUUAUAUACGCGAAAG